Molecule: messenger RNA, 1167 nt
Organism: Sporothrix brasiliensis 5110
Lineage: Eukaryota; Fungi; Ascomycota; Sordariomycetes; Ophiostomatales; Ophiostomataceae
Exons: 2
Coding region: 1-1167 (388 amino acids)
Source: RefSeq, a predicted model, not a curated record
AUGGACAACAAGCGGUACCGGGACACGGACAACGAGGCUGCCUCGGCAUCUGGAAAGCGCGCGCGCCUCGAUCCGGCUGGCCCUGCUGGCCCCGGUGACAUUAAAAACAUUGCACACCAAGUACUCUUCAGAGACCACAACAGCGAGAGUAACAGCCGCAACGGCAGUGGCUUCUUGGCCGUAAACGACUCCAGCCAUGCGCAGCUCCUCGUCGCAUCGGCUCACGACCACCGCACCAGCAGACCCAAUGGCCCGGUGUCCGGCCAUGACAGCGCUGCCAAUAGCACGUAUGCAAGCAGGAACGGCAACGUCGCUAGCCGGACAAAUUCCGCCAGCCACACUGUCAUCAUCGCAAGCGACCGUGCGCCGCUUGAGACCAUAACGGACGUCAGUCGGCAGUUCAAGCAGGCGGUGAGUACAGGCUGGGAUCGGCGGUCUCCGACGUACGCGGGUGCCAGCGUACUACUCCUUUACUGGGAACAAGACAGCGACGAGGUCAAAGAAGCCACAUGGCGCCUCGACUCUGUUUUUCGGCACUCGUUUAACUAUGCCACGGAGACUGUCUCGAUCCCCUCAACCGACGCUGAGCGGGUGCUUAACUCUACGGUGGAGGCAUUUUUUAGCAAGAACAACACGCCUGAGAAUUUGGCUAUUCUCCACUACGCCGGACGUUGUCUCGCGAGCGAGACACCGGGGGCGCCCCCUAUCUGGAUGCCACGACAUGAUGGUGCCGACAUUGCCAUAGACUCGGGGGCCAUUGAGUCAGCUUAUAAUGGCUCACUCUGUGAUGUACUGUUGCUGUUGGACCACAACUGCAUCCGCCAUCCUCAAUAUACCAAAAACCCUCUCGGUACCGCACGGCGCAAGGCCGUCGAAGUCAUCGAUGCGCCUCCUGUCGAAUCUGAGCAAGCUCAUGUCAGCUUCACAAAGGCCUUGGCCGAUGAGUUGUCCACCGUCGCAUAUGGCGACUCACUAUUAGUCGAAACUCUGCAUAAGCGGGUUGCGGCCCGGAUGACCAUACAUAAGCCCCGCGGCCGCGGCCGUCCACCCAAAGAGCCCGUACCAAGACCCAUCGCAGAUCAACAACACUUGCCAAAUCAUUACUACCUGCAAGAGUUCCGCAGCAUUGUUCUUGCCCCCAUUCCGAACGAGCCACAAGGUAAGUGA